AUGCGUCUCUCACAUCUUCUGCCUCUGGCUCUGGUAGCCAAGGUUUCCGCCGAGUCGCUGACCUCCAUCCUCACCAAAAAUAAUGCCACGCUCAGCACCUUGAGCAGCCUUCUCUCCCUUGUUCCGGAUGUCGUGCAGGCACUCUCGACGGCCCAGAACAUCACGGUGCUGGCUCCGUCAAAUGCCGCCUUUGCCAACCUCAUGGCAAGGAACCCCAAGUCGGCCGAGCUGAUGCGGAAUCCCGCGGCACUCACAGGGGUGCUGCAGUAUCAUGUCCUGAUGGGCAAGCUAAUGUCUACUGACUUCUCAACUACGCCAAAAUUCGCUGCAACAAUGCUUACAGCGCCGUUUGCCAAUGUCACUGGGGGCCAGAGAGUCGAACUGGCGAAGGUGAACAACACAGCCAUGAUAUACUCGGGGUACAAACAGGCGGCCGCCGUCGUUACCGCAGACGUCCAGUUCGACGGCGGCAACGUGGUGCACAUCAUCGACACGGUCCUCACUGUUCCGGCGAGUCCGGGCCAAACAGCAAUCAACACCGGCCUUACGUCGCUCGCUGGGGCAUUGACGGCCGCCGGGCUGGUGGACACACUCAACUCGCUCGCCGACAUCACCGUCUUCGCGCCGUCGAACGAUGCAUUCAAGGCCAUCGGGUCAGCGCUUGGGACAUUGAGCACUCAGGACCUGGUCAGCAUCCUCGGCUACCAUGUCCUGACACAGCAAGUGCGGUUCAGCACCGACCUGCUGAAGGUGGAUCAGAUGACGCUCUCGACUUUGCAAGGGCAAAACAUUACGGUCCGUCGUGAUGGUGCCCAAUUGUUUGUCAACUCGGCAAAGGUGUUGCUUGCGGACGUGCUGACAAGCAACGGGGUGGUCCAUGUUUUGGACAACGUUCUCAACCCUUCAAAUGCCUCAGCCACGCCCAACCCGUCCGCCUCGACACAGGCGCCGGCGUUUGCUGGAGUAACUGCGGUGGCGGAUGCUCCGUUAACUUCGGGCAUCAUGCCGACGACCACCUUCAGGUUACCGGCGCCCGGCGCGGCGUUCAGCCUCCGCAAACAAAAGAUUCUGUCGCAGCUUUCCGUCCCGGACGCAGAGUACACGGAUGCUUCGCCCAAGGGGUCCGUCGACGCCGGCAUCCGCCACCUGAUCGAUGAGAUCAAUGCGCGGCCGGGACUCGUCACGACGAGCAGCUGUGCCGGGCGGGUGAGCGUGUAUCUUGAGGGGCGCAAGAAGGAGGCCGGAGACGCGGCGGACGACGAUCCUGCGGAUGAGCGCCGUCCAGUGGCAGUGGGAGGGUUGGGGGCCGGGGGCCGUCAUGCGGCGAGUUUGGCAGGUGGGAAGGGCGGUGGGGAGUGGCUGUUCGUGUCUCAUGACCCGGUGGAGGAGCCGGAUGACGAUGGUGACGAUGCGUGUCAUGAUGGCGCUCGCGAGAAGGGGUACCCCGUCUUGUUCGGCCUUCGAUCCGCAGCGGCCCAGGAAGAAGCGGCGAUGCAUGGUGCGCUGACCAGGUCAUUGAGGUUGAUUCACUUCAAGUUUGAGCCAAUGGCGCGUUUCCCGUCACUUCGCCGGAUCCUGCAUAUCUUGACCGCUUCGCCUGAGCAUGCCCAGAUGGUCAUCCAGGCCGGCAUGCAGGCUGGCUUCCGUGAGACCGGCGCCGUCAGCCUGCUCAAGCGGCAGGCGGAUGAGGAAGCAACACCAAUGGUUGCUGUGCGCUCGAUGGGUCUGUCGUUUGAGUCGCUGAUCGGGGCUGAGACAGAAGGUGUUCGGCGGUUGAUCGUGUCGCCGGAGUACCUGAAGACACUCGUGCGGAUAGCCAACGAGCGAUUUAUUGAGAACAGGAAGAGGAUAGAGAGGUUUAGGGACGCUUUGAGCGCUGCUUUCGCACCUCCGAAAGGCAAGGAACACUGGGAGGACGCGCAGGCAAGAAGGGAGCGCAAGCGCCAGGAGGGUCUGAAACGGCGCGAGGAGCUCAAUAAACCCAAGAACACGCCCGUGGAUGAGUCUACCUUAGAAUUUAUGCUACAACCACCCGUUCUCUAAA
Thermothielavioides terrestris NRRL 8126 is the source of this 2044-nucleotide messenger RNA. RefSeq lists its product as uncharacterized. Lineage: Eukaryota; Fungi; Ascomycota; Sordariomycetes; Sordariales; Chaetomiaceae. Gene Ontology annotation, cellular component: fungal-type vacuole membrane. The record is from RefSeq and is a predicted model, not a curated record. Bases 1 to 2043 code for a protein of 680 amino acids. Gene Ontology annotation, biological process: macroautophagy. The transcript has 6 exons.